Molecule: messenger RNA, 2732 nt
Organism: Silurus meridionalis
Lineage: Eukaryota; Metazoa; Chordata; Actinopteri; Siluriformes; Siluridae
Gene: dok1b
Product: docking protein 1b
Exons: 5
Coding region: 303-2066 (587 amino acids)
Biological process (GO): cell surface receptor protein tyrosine kinase signaling pathway; positive regulation of MAPK cascade
Cellular component (GO): cytoplasm
Source: RefSeq, a predicted model, not a curated record
UGUGUGUACACUGAGCGGAGCAGCGCUUCCUCACUUCACUUCAGACGCACAGAGAAGUGAGAAGUGAACUUCACUUGUUUGUUGUCGUCGAAAAGAUUAAACUCAUUUCCUUACUGCUGUGCUAAGAUUAAAAAACAACAACAACAAAAACCCACAGCUGAUUGAAACAAACACUUUAAAUAAAACCCCCGUUUGACGAACCGCUGAAGUUUUUAUGGCAAGCGGAAGUUGAUGCCUUCUGAAAAAAAAAGUCAGAGAUUGGGGAGGAUUGUCUUGUUUAUCUUUAGAGAAGAAGGACAAAGAUGGACACUCAUAUCAAAGAAGGACAACUUUAUGUUCAACACCAGAAGUUUGGAAAGAAAUGGAAGAAGAACUGGUUCGUGCUGUACCCGGCGAGUCAGAACGGCAUCGCGCGGCUCGAGUUCUACGACUGCGCGGGUUCCGCCUCCGAUAAACCCAGCACGAAAAAACUCGACAAAAAGAUCAUCCGCCUUUCAGAGUGCAUCAGCAUCCUUCCUGCCCUCACUGAAAGCUGUCCUAAAGAGAACAUGUCCGCCUUCUGUGUAGAGACAAACGACAAGACGCAUGUGUUCGCAGCUGAAAAGCAAAUUUGCAAUGAGUGGGUGGAGAAGAUGUGUGAAAUUGCCUUUCAGGGAGGAGGCGGCUCUUUCAGUAAUAUGGACUCGAAUGGACAACAGGAUCUUAAGAUGUCCGAGAACUUGAUCUAUUACUCCAGAGAGGAAGUCAAUGAAUUCUGGGUGAGUGUCCAAAGAACCGAAGCAUCUGAACGUUGUGGCCUACUUGGUAAUUACUUCCUUAAAGCAGAUUCAGAGAGCCUGAUAUUGAAGGAGCCUAAGUUGAAGAAGAAGUUGUUGGUGUGGCCCUACAAACUGCUGCGUCGCUAUGGCAGAGACCGGGUUAUGUUCUCAUUUGAGGCCGGACGCCGUUGUGAAUCCGGCCCAGGCAACUUCACCUUCGAGACAAAGCAGGGGAACGAGAUCUUCCAGAUUGUGGAGUCCGCCAUUCGGGAACAGAAGGCUCAGGCUGAGGAAGGCCAACAGAACUCCUUUGACGGGGAUAGUCCUGCUCUCCUACAGAUCCGGGCUGCAAUAGCUGAGGGAAUCAGCCGAGAGGCAGAUGGAGACUCUGGUGGCAGUAAACCUGGAUCUGCUGAUGGAGUCAUUAGCCGAAGGGAGGGAGAAAAUAAAAAUGUUAAGGGUCGCACCUUACCAGAGCCUCCAGCUCCUGUUCCAAGCACGAUACCUUGUGGGCCAAAAAGUGCACUUGAUGAUCAAGUGAAUCUGUACUCUGAACCUGCUGACUCAGUACGUCUCCCCGCUCCUUUGGGAGAAUGCCUUUAUUCUGACCCAGUAGACAGCAUUAAAUCGACAGCAAUGCACAACCCAUGGCAUCGUCCACUUGGUGAGGAGGGUGGAGGCAGCAAGUCGGAACCUUUUUAUACAGAUUUUUAUGACCGUGUGACUCUUGACCUGACCCCAAGAACAGCAGCGAUGGGACUCGAACCACGUAACAGACGUCCUGCUGAAGUGACCCGAGCAGAGCAUAUCUACGAUGAGCCUGAAGGAAGAGCAGGUCCUCCAGUAACCCAGCCAAUCUCCACUCUGUAUGAUGAGGCACGUCUGGAAAACCAGUCCUGGAAAUCCAGAGGAGUUGAAGAACCUCAGGGUCAUGAAUUGACUUAUAAUCAAAUUAGAGAUGACUAUGGUGGCAGUCAUUUUGGUAAGAUACCUCUACCACCAGCUAUGGCCAAGCCUAAAGGUCCCAAGCCUGUCACAGCACCCAAACCAGGGAAGGGAGCACUUCCUAGGAAAGAACUACCUAUACUUCCUAAAGGUAAAACAGGAGCUAACCUGAACAACAACAACAAUAGCAGCAGUAUCAGUUAUCAUGGAGAAGGGUUUGGAAAUGGAGGAACUGGUGGAGACAAAGUAGAGAAUCCUGCUGAGAUUUAUAGUAAAGUGUAUAAGCAUAAGCCUUCAGCCACAGCAUGGCACUCAAGCAUGCAGCCUCCAGACAUCAUUUAUGACAACUUGGGAGAUAUUUGAUUCGAAUGUGCCUACAUGGCCUUUUUUUUUAUUUUUUUAUAAAGAGUCCAAAACUGUGCUUGGGUGACUGUAGAAACAGAUUCCUGGAGUUUCUGAAUGAUAACACACUCUCUGGUGUCUGUUCUCGGGCCAACGUAAUAUCUGGGAUUACUACAGUAAAUGGAAAACCGGAAAAAAAUGUGUAGGUUAGUGUCAUAGACAAAUGACAUCCUAGACAAUGCGCUGUGACGGAUUAUCGUGACAAAGGAAGAACAAUGAAACUACAAAUUUUGCAGGAAUGAAUUGUGUUCUCUCAAACACAUUUUGUGCAUGUGGGUUACUCACGUGGUCUUCUGUCAAUUUUGCACAAAUUUUACAAGUUUCUCCUUCUUAAGGAAUCAUACUGAGUCUGUGACUAGCAUAAUGGAGGCUUCAAAGCCUUUCAUAAUAGAAAUCUAAACUGCCAGACGAGGACAUCUGCCGUUGUCCUACAAUGCAAAUUUCACCAUAGGUGGUCAAAGAUGAUCGGCUACGCAGACAAUCAAUGCCCACAUCUACAUUUGUUUUCCAUUGAGAUUCUAAAUGUAGCGAUUUACUAAUCAUCUGUAAUGUGUAUGUGUGGGAGAAAGUCAGAAAACAGCUGUGCUGUUGAUAUUAUAUGACGGUAAUAAAAAAGAUUUUUCAGAA